UACAUUGAACGACAAGUUCUGUGACAAGCGAAGUUUACAUUGUCUGAGCGAUUUUCAAUCGUCAAAUAUCAGAAUUAAAAAUGGCACUUCUACCGUUAUUAUUUGACGAUAUUGUACCAAGACGUGUACGGGAUUCACUUUUCGACACGGAUUUAUCCGACGACUUACUUCUAAGCUUGGACCGGCGUCCAUCUUUACGUUUACGGCAAUACAUUCGCCCAUGGAGGAACUUAUCGACGUUAAAUCGAGACAUCGGAUCGACAAUCAAAACUGACAUAGACAAGUUCCAAGUAAACUUGGACGUUCAACAUUUCGCUCCGGAAGAAAUAAGCGUGAAAACUGUAGACGGAUAUAUCGUUGUUGAAGGAAAACAUGAAGAAAAGGAAGACGAACAUGGAUUCAUAUCACGUCAGUUUAAAAGACGUUACGCCUUACCUGAGGAUUGCAAUCCAGAGACUGUCGUAUCCAAAUUAUCUUCAGAUGGUGUACUAACAGUGUUCGCGCCAAGAGAAUCGAGUCAAAAAGGCGAGAGGGUGAUACCCAUAACCCAGACAGGACCAAUAAGAAGGAAGAAGCAAGAAGAACAGAACGGUGAGGUAGAAGAAAAGACACCACAGAAGAAAAAAAGGCGUUAAAACAAAAUUUUGAAUUUUUCUCAAAUAUUUUAUAAAUUUCAAAGACUGA
Molecule: messenger RNA, 684 nt
Organism: Papilio polytes (common Mormon)
Lineage: Eukaryota; Metazoa; Arthropoda; Insecta; Lepidoptera; Papilionidae
Product: protein lethal(2)essential for life-like
Exons: 1
Coding region: 81-635 (184 amino acids)
Biological process (GO): response to heat; protein refolding
Molecular function (GO): protein folding chaperone
Source: RefSeq, a predicted model, not a curated record